CAGUGGCCAUAUGUUAAGACGGACGGCCCCGCAGACUGUAUAUAUUUAUCAUAUUUGCCGCUGUAUACGCAGCGCGAUGGUGGCGUAAUAAAAGCGCUGUUGGGUACGCCCUUUCCAUUAUGUUAAUUAAAAUGCAUUCAAAAGUCGCAAAGCAUUUAUAUGUCAAUGGCGGGUUAUUUCAACAUCGCUAUAAAAAGCGUCGUCUUACCACCCGUCCCGUUUCUACCCGCUGCCCCCCUCUCUCCCCGAAUUUGUCGCGCUGAUGGUCGCUGCCGCGAGGCACAUCCCUGCACGAGCGGAGGCGCAUUGGCUGUUUCAUGUACUCACAUGCGGGGGCGGCGUUUGUGACAAGGUGCACACGGCUACGUGUACAUGUCGAAGCGAGCGAAGCGGCCGCCCCGGCGUCUUCCUUUGUGUACCUCGCUCGCGCCGGGCUACGCGAGCGGGGGGCUCAAGGUGGAGCGCGAGCUGGGGACGCGCCGCGCCACCAAAUCCCGAGUUUUACUCCAGAAUUCGCUCCACUCUUUUAAAGCGCAUAGUUUAACCAAGAACCCAUCGAGCACGCGGAAUAUCCCGUCUGCAAACACACGAUUUUGUACACUGUUUACCAGAAGGUCAUAGAAGAGCAAUUGCUGCAACUGUUUUGGAAGAAAAACUGAAGAGCUGUUCAUUUGUGAACUAAACAGAUAUGUGUAACUCAUAUGUGUCAGAUUGUGACACAGAGUCCAAGUGAAACAUGGACAAGCAUCAGCAGAAUAUCUGACAAGCAAACUGAGUUAUUACAAUGUCAUUCAGUGCAACCAUCCUCUUUACUCCUCCACCUGUAAGCGGGGGAGGGACAGGGACAUCAACUACCAGUACAAGUGUGGGAUUGACACCUACAGUGACGCCAGUCAGCAUGACUGGCCAUGGUGCAGUUGUAACAAGUAUGGAGCAACUGCUGCAUCUCAUAUAUCAGAAAGUGGAUCUUGCAUGUACAAAUGCAGAAAGUGCUCUCACAUUGGCUCGUCAAAAUCAUGAGAUUCUGGUACAACUCCAGGAGGAUAUGAAUUCUCUGAGCAAAAAUCCAUUGCUGUCAAGGAGUAUGGACUCAAAAGUGGAUGUACCUUGUGUGACAUCAGAGGAUUCAGUGUCUACAACAGGCCAGCACAGGUCUUUAGCCACUGCAGGAAUAAUACCACAGAGAAGCUGUAGCUAUCUAUCCACAUUGACGACACAAGGAGUGGAUAGAGCCAGUCAGACAAACCAGCCUCAGCAAUCAAGCAAGGAGGUCACUCAGGAGACAUUUUCCACAGUAUCACAAAGUCUUCCUUCUAUAGACUCUGAUUUGACAUCAAAUUCAGUACAGCCCUCUCAGCCACCAUGCCAAGCCUUCAGUGAAAACUGCCUGCCUACCUGUGUAGCACCGUCUUCUAGUCUUCUGCUCUUAUCUAGCACUAGUGGCUCAAAUACAGGCCAAAGCCCCAAGACUGGCUCUGCAGUACGACCACAACCUUCAGGCAACCGUAACAGCACUUCAACAACCAGGAGUGGCAACAACAGUACCACUGUUGGUAUACAACCAGUAGCAACAUGUUUUAAUACCUCUAAUAAAAGUGGUUCUGUAACAAGCCAUGAAGAUGUCACAAAAAAGGGAUCGCAGCAGUCAUCUCUGUUGUUGUUAAACAGGCCUGCUUUUCUAGGACAUACUUUUUCCAAUCCCAUUUCUAUUGGCACAAGAGGGAGAAAAUGUGCUGUGGUUGGCGAUGUACCAAAUCAUUCUCAGAAGAGAGAAGUGACAGAAUCUGCUGGUUCAGUUUGUCGCCUUUCAACUGGAAGUGUUGGAAACUCCAUCUUAGGAUCACAAAGAGCAAAUGGCCUGAAAAUGCGAAAAAGACGAAAAAGAGAUGUGGUUUUGUCUAAAUGGGUGCAUGACAUCCACAAUCAUGAGUCCAAUGAGAAGAGGUUUAACGGCUCUGAGAGCCUGCACUCAGCCUGGAAUAUGUCUGUAGUAAAGUUUCUUGUGGAAAAACUGAAGGCAGCUCUCAUUUCUAGUACCCAUAAAUACAAUGACAAAGAACUGAAAGGAGCAUGUGUAGCAUAUUUUCUGACAAAAAGACGUGAAUACCGCAAUGCCCUAAAUCCUUACCAGAGCCUGAAGGAGCGUGAGGAAAAGAAGCUGCGUAGCAGAAGAUAUCGGCUUUUUGCUUACCGCUCAUCCAUCAUUAUCCAGUUUCCUUUGGCAGACCAGCAGCUAUGGGAAGGUGUAACUGAAGAGCUAAUGUCAGAUGAAGAAGACAGUCCGGUGGAGCCCGGUGUUUGGGUGGCAAGAGUACCAUCUUUUCGAUCAGCACAACUCUCAGAACUGAUCUGUCGUAUUAAUGCGAACUCUAAGCAUGGUCUCAAGCCCAACCGUGUCUAUGGUCCUCCUUCUGAUCGACUGCCAUCAAAAGAUGUGUUGAGGCUCCCACCAGAGCUUUACUGUGCGGGGUUUGAUGAUGACUUUGAUGACAGUGCGUUGGGCGAGGCCAUGAUCAUUGGAGAAAAUGGAGAGUACUGCUCUGAGAUACUAAGCCCAGCGUCUGGUAAUGUGGAGGUAAAACUAGAAAGAGACGAAUGAUUGGACGCAUGAAUUACAGUUUGGAUUAAGCACCUUGGAUUAAAGAAUUGAUUAUAGUGUUAAUUAUAUGUAUUAGUAAUGCAGAAAUUGUAUAUUUGUGUAUUAUAUAACACUUUAAAAAUAAACACAGUUACUUUUACUAUA
Molecule: messenger RNA, 2743 nt
Organism: Erpetoichthys calabaricus (reedfish)
Lineage: Eukaryota; Metazoa; Chordata; Cladistia; Polypteriformes; Polypteridae
Exons: 8
Coding region: 785-2599 (604 amino acids)
Source: RefSeq, a predicted model, not a curated record